AUGGGUCGUAAAGUGGUGGUAGCCGUCUGUACUUUGAACCAGUGGGCGUUAGACUUCGAGGGCAAUUUGAGCAGAAUAUUACAGUCCGUGCAGGAGGCGAAAGAGAUGGGAGCUUUGUAUAGAACUGGUCCUGAAUUAGAAAUAUGUGGUUACAGUUGCGAAGACCAUUUCCACGAGUCGGACACGUUUUUGCACAGCUGGCAGGUCCUGGCUGAGCUGCUGAAGUCUUCUACAUGCAAAGACAUUCUCAUUGACGUCGGCAUGCCCGUCCAACAUAGAAAUGUGUCCUACAACUGUCGUGUCGCAUUUUUCAACAAGAAGAUUCUUUUGAUCAGGCCAAAGAUGAUGUUAUGCGAAGAUGGAAAUUAUAGGGAGACUCGUUGGUUCUCUUGUUGGACUAAAGAACGUCAAGUGGAAGACUAUUACUUGCCCCGAAUGAUAACAGCCAUCACUAACCAAACGACUGUGCCCAUUGGAGAUGCGGUGAUAGCGACAAAGGACACGUGUAUUGGGUUUGAAAUUUGCGAAGAGUUGUGGAAUCCGCAAAGUCGCCAUAUACCCUUAAGCCUCGACGGUGUGGAAAUAAUAUCAAAUGGUUCAGGCAGUUAUAUGGAACUGAGGAAGGCGUACGUCACUGUGGACUUGGUGAAGAGUGCUACGUUUAAAAGCGGUGGAGCUUACAUGUUCAGUAAUUUAAGGGGAUGCGACGGGCAGCGUAUUUACUUCAACGGUUGUUCGUGUGUCGCCGUUAAUGGUGAAAUUGUCAGUCGUGGCCUUCAGUUUGCUUUGCACGAUGUGGAGGUAAUAACGGCGACAAUCGACCUAGAGGAUAUCCGUUCGUACCGUACGCAGUUACGUUCGCGGUCACACAUAGCUGCCUCCAACACACCGUUCCCGCGUGUUAACGUCGACUUCUCUUUGUCUGAUGAUGAAGAUAUUCAUUUAACAAUCAGCCCGCCUAUAGAAUGGAAAUAUCUGACGCCUGAAGAAGAGAUUGAGUUGGGUCCAGCAUGUUGGCUGUGGGAUUACCUUCGAAGGUCAGGUCAAGGCGGGUUCUUUUUACCGCUGAGCGGCGGUGUCGAUUCAACAAGCACUGCUUGUAUUGUUUUCUCCAUGUGUACGCAAAUUUGUGACGCAGUGCAAAAAGGCGAAAGUCAGGUGUUGUAUGAUGUUCGAAAAAUACUAUGUCAGUCGGAUUAUAUGCCAUCGGACCCAAUGGAACUGUGCAACAGACUACUGGUCACGUGUUACAUGGCCUCCGAGAAUUCUAGUCAAGAAACUAGGCAGCGAGCUCUGCAGCUUGCCAGUGAAAUAGGUAGCUAUCAUUUCCCAAUAGUGAUCGAUGCGGCGGUGAGUGCCGUAAUCGGUAUUUUCACUUCUGCGACUGGUCUUGUACCAAAGUUUAGAGCAAAAGGUGGUUGUCCUCGACAAAAUCUUGCCUUGCAGAAUAUCCAGGCUCGUUUACGUAUGGUGCUUUCAUAUUUGUUCGCACAACUAAUGUUGUGGGUGCGGGGAAGGCCGGGUGGCCUACUCGUGUUGGGUUCUUCUAAUGUGGACGAAGCUCUGAGAGGUUAUAUGACUAAGUACGAUUGCUCCAGUGCCGAUGUCAAUCCGAUUGGUGGCAUAUCGAAGACUGAUCUAAAAUCUUUCCUGCAAUAUGCUAAGAAUAGGUUUUUCUUGCCAUCUCUAUCGGAAAUACUUCAAGCCCCACCCACCGCAGAGUUGGAACCGCUCACCGACGGUCAGAUAACACAAACCGACGAACAAGACAUGGGAAUGACCUACGCGGAACUCUCCGAAUUCGGUCGUUUACGGAAAACCAAUCACUGCGGCCCGUUUAGUAUGUUCCAGAAAUUAGUGCACAAAUGGAGCAACAAGUGUACACCUCAAGAGGUGGCGGAAAAAGUGAAACAUUUCUUCCGUUGUUACGCUAUAAAUCGUCAUAAGAUGACGGUGCUAACGCCGUCAUAUCACGCGGAGACUUACAGCCCGGACGACAACCGCUUUGACCAUCGCCCUUUCCUGUACAGAGUGCAUUGGAACUGGCAGUUUAAGGCCAUCGACGACGCUGUAGCUCAAAUGACAAAGGAUAAAAGGGCACAAAGCGUGGACCGCUCUCAAAUUAACCAUGAUCCCAUGGGUAGCAAUAAUUCUAUAGCUUCGACUCUUUCUUCGCCCUUCAAUAUGCGUAGAGAUCGAAAGGGUGUUCUUAUUUAA
Molecule: messenger RNA, 2217 nt
Organism: Parnassius mnemosyne (clouded apollo)
Lineage: Eukaryota; Metazoa; Arthropoda; Insecta; Lepidoptera; Papilionidae
Source: the annotation of a GenBank genome assembly